AUGCCUAGAGGGGACUGUCGUAUUGGAGGUCCGUCGGCUGUAUCUUCUGAAGAAGAAUCCGAGUCGGAUGGGGAGGACCUGGGAGCCCUUGAGUCUGAAGGAGGCGACCCCAAAUCUGGAGGGGAGGACCUCAAUCCAGGGUUGGAGAUUGCCCCUGUUGUUGAUACUAAGACAUCUGACCCAAAGGAUGCCGGGCUUCCUCCAGAUACAGUUGUAAAUAAACAUAAUGUAGGCGAGGAUGUUCUUACAAAUGCUUUUACACCUAUGGCUUGUGAUGCUUCGUAUAUCCCUGGGUAUCUUCCAGCUUCUGGUGAGAAGAUGGACCAGAUCAAGCCCCUAAAGAACUUCACGCUGUCUAGAGAGAGCAUGAAUGUUGCGUUGGACGCCCUCCUAGCUGGGCGAUCGGUGGGGGAGGCUACUCAGGAAGUGGCUGAAGUUAUCUCCUCCAGGUCGGCCAGCCGACCUCCUGCCCCAGCUUCUACCCGAGCUUCGAAGCCGAGCUCCCGAGGUACCAAGUCUUCAAGACCAUCCAGCCGCAGCAGGUCGAGCUCGGUCCCUCAAACUGCUCAGGCUCCCCGGUCUCAACGGGUUUCUACCGAGGGGGCAAAGAAAGCUCCAAGGGUCACUCCUAGGCCGGUUGAAGACACUGAGCCGGUGAAGACAAAGCCUGCCUUGCCUUCUGAUAGUAUUUCCGGGGAGAGGCUCGAGGCCCCCACAUCUGAGGAGAGGGUCCUUGAAGGGGGGACGAAGAUUAUCCCCGCUGGCGAGGGUGUUCAGGGGGCUCCUGUCGAGGCCGCCCCAGUUACCGAGAAGAGGGAGCCCGGACCAGUCAAUGAAGUUGUCUCUCAGGGCACUGUAGAAGGGGCUGAGUCCGGGUCGAUCGAGGUCGUUCCUCCUCAAGAGAAGUCAUCGGCUGCCUCUAAGGGCCCUGCAAAAGGGGUUGGGAGUAAGCGUCCCCCUCCCUCCAAAGCUCUGGCCCCAGCUCCCGUUUCCAAGAAGGCUCGGGCCUCUAGGCGCACUACCCCCGCUCUGCCUCCGCUCGAGAAGAAAAAGACUUUGAUGGCAAUGGGUGUUUUCAUGGAGAUAGAUGCUCGGGAUCGCGCCCUCAGGGACUCAGUGGACCGCCGUAUUGAGGAGGCACGUCUCGAGGAGAACUUGUCGGCGACUAGCGAUGCCCGGAGCAAUCUUGCGGCUGCCCAAGAGCACUCCAAGUCCCUCCAGAUAGAGCUAUAUACUACGCGGGAGGCCCUCAAGAAAGCUGAUGGGAGGACAGCUGAGGCAGAAAAUCAGCGUGACGAGGCUUUAAAAGAAGAAGCCCUGGCUCAGGUUGUGGUCCUCGAGCAAGAGCUGACCAAGUGGGCUGAUAGUGAGAGGGACCUGGCCCUGGCAGUAGAGACGUUUAAACUUCAAAGCCAGCAUCUCUGCCAGGAGGUCGAGAUUCUUAAGAAAAGAUGUGCGGCCUUGCUCGAGGACGCCAAGCAUGCUGAGGACAGAGUCCAGCUGGAGUGCGAAGAGCGCUUAAGGGAGUACAAGGAGUCGACUGAGUUGAAAGAAAAGAUUGAACAGGCCUGUGAGGCUCAUCUUCAGAGCUAUAAGGACUCUUUGGAGCUGAAAGCCAAGAUAGCUAAGGCCUGCGAGGAGCGACUUGCGGAAUUUAAAGCCUCUGGGGAGAUGAAGACGGCCAUAUGGAAUAAGGGCUUCCGCAUGUUCGUCUCUGGAUACAAUCGAGGCUUAAGGAUUGCCAGAUAUGCCCCCUCCACACCGUUGGCUGAACUCCAAGCCGCUGAGGAAGACUCCGAUGGUGAGGAGGUGCUUUACGGGGAGGAUGACAGGCCCUUGCCUAAGGGAGCUUCUCGUACUGUAGCUGGGCCUUCUGAGGCAGAUGCCGAGCUGGGGAAGGAAGAUGAAGGUGCUGGGCCUCAGAGGCAGGAGAUUGUGCCCUUUGUGGGUACUGGGGGGUCUGUGCCAGAGGGUGCCAGGCCUCCCAUAGAUAGUAAUGUAAAUAAUGUUAAUGUAGAUAAAGAUAGUGUAGAUGAUGAUGUUCCUAGGCAUGUAAGUCCUUUAAGGACAGUUUUUCCUUCAGUAGAGUAG
This is a messenger RNA of Manihot esculenta (cassava), 2091 nucleotides long. Its product is annotated as rootletin-like. The record is from RefSeq and is a predicted model, not a curated record. Lineage: Eukaryota; Viridiplantae; Streptophyta; Magnoliopsida; Malpighiales; Euphorbiaceae. The coding region runs from base 1 to 2091 and encodes 696 amino acids. The transcript is spliced from 5 exons.